Molecule: messenger RNA, 1859 nt
Organism: Rubroshorea leprosula
Lineage: Eukaryota; Viridiplantae; Streptophyta; Magnoliopsida; Malvales; Dipterocarpaceae
Source: the annotation of a GenBank genome assembly
CAUCAAAAUUGAAGUCAACCGCUCCCCGAACUUUGCGGCGAUUCCGACCGAAGUCCUCUCUCACCGUCGUCUCCGUCAUUUCAACGUCGAUCUCUGGCUCCAAAGCUCCUCUGAAAAUGGAGGACUGCCCGAUCAACCGCCUCCCGCAAGACACGCUCCAACAGAUCUUCUCCUCUCUUCCCCUCCGUCAGAUCGUAACCUGCCGCUCCGUCUGCAAAUUCUUCAACCAAAUCCUGUCCUCCACCUCCUUCUUACGCCUCAUCUCCGCCCAACCCCCUCUAAAGCUUCUCGUCCUCCGCCCUUCUCACCACCACCACCAUCGCAACCGCCACGUGUCUCUUUAUUCUUCGCUCCACCUGUACGAUCCAGGCCAAAAUCAGUGGCUCAGGUUCAACCUGGAUUUCCUGCCUUUUCGAUCCCUUCAUCCUGUAGCUUCUUCUCUCGGUCUGAUCUACCUCUGGGCCGAGUCCCGUGAUUCCACCGAGUCUAACAAGUCAUUGAUCGUCUGCAACCCGUUGACUCGCCACUACAAAAUUCUUCCCCAGUUGGGCUCGGCGUGGUGGCGUCAUGGCUCGGUCCUGGUCGACUCAAUGAACCGAGUCAUGGUACUUUCUGAACUAGCUGCUCUUUUCUUCUCUCCUGUACAGAAAGAUCAAUGGCUGAAAUUCUCCUCGAAUUUACCUGCGAAACCGAGGAGCCCCAUUUUGGUAUCUAACUCUGUUUUCGCUCUCUGCGAUGUCGGAUCUCCGUGGAGGAGCCAAUGGAAGUUAUUCUCUUGUUCUGUAUCAAGCAUGCUGAAUCUGAAUGUCACCCAUAACAAUUGGGAGUGUUUGGAGAGGCACGAGUGGGGGGACAUAUUCGACAUCAUGAAAAGGCCGCGCUUGGUACGGGGGAACGGAAACAAAAUCUUGAUGAUUGGGGGUCUGAAAUCAGGGUAUACCUUGAAUCCAUCAUGUUUGACAAUAUUGAUAUUGAGAUUGGAUUUGGAGAGCAUGGAGUGGGAGGAGGCUGGGAGGAUGCCGGCAGAUAUGUAUAAGUUGUUUCAGGAAAGCAAAUUCAAGGUGUUUGGAGAAGGGGAUACGGUGUGCUUCUCUGGGAAGAGGGUUGGCAGGCUGGCGCUUUGGGAAUGCUCAAGGUGGCGGUGGAUUGAAGGGGUGGCUGGAAGUGGGGAUGGGCUCUUCCGGGGUUUCACCUUUGAUGCCAGGCUCGACGUAGUCCCGUGAUUCCCACCCGAGAAUUCAAGGUCUGUAUGCCGAUUCAGAUUCUUGAAGCAUUGUUGUUGUUUGUUUGUAUCUAUGUUAUGAGGUGUCAGAUAGAUGCUGUAUUUGGUGACUUUGAUCUGUGGUUACUAGUGAAGAGGGUGAAUGUUGUUUGAAUAUCUUGUUAAAGGUAGCAUUUAGCACUAAUGCAAGAGAAACAUAACUUGUUAUUUGGAAGGAAAAAUGAGUGGAUUGUGCUAUGUUCUAUUUGUUAUUCUACAACUGUAUGGAUUGUUUCCCUUUCAUCCACUGACCAAAAUGGAAGUUAAUGUGCCUUCUUUUAUCAGAUUUUCAAUUCAUUCAUGUGCACUAGCCCUGCGUCCCUACCGUCCUUUGCCAUCCCAACCCUGAAUGGAUGUUAUGGCAUGCUGGGUUAUGCUUUAUAUACGUGAGAGGGCAAGGUUUAUUUGGAGGCCUAGCCUUAUGAAAGAAUUCUUGUUAGCAAAAAGCACAUCAAUAUAUGAACUCUUCAACUUAAUGAGUUGCUCUCUUAUUUUCAAGCAUCCUAGAACUUUUCUUCUUCCAAAUUACCGCAUAAGACAAAGUGAUCUGUUUUUGACAUCAACUAAUUGUUCUGAAGAAUAUAGGAGAUUAAGUUCU